AUGACUGAGGAUAGCCAUUCCCUGACAACAGAGCUUACCCUAACAGGAUUUACAAAUCAUACAGAGCUGAAGCCCCUUAUGUUUCUGGUGUUUCUUAUCCUGCAUUUGAUUACUAUGGUGGGAAAUCAUGGCCAGGUGGCAUUGAUAGUCACAGAGCAUCGUCUUCACACACCAAUGUACAUCCUUCUGGGGAACCUCCCUCUGAUGGAUUCCUGUUGCUCCAGUGCCAUUACCCCAAAGAUGUUACAGAACCUGUUUUCUAAAGACAGAAUGAUUUCCCUCUAUGAAUGCAUAGUACAAUUUUAUUUUCUCUGCCUUACUGAAACUGCAGAUUGCUUUCUCCUGGCAGCGAUGGCCUAUGACCGCUAUGUGGCCAUCUGCAAACCGCUGCAGCACCACACCAUGACGUCACAGAAACUCUGCGUUCAGAUGACCACGGGGACGAACCUACAUUCCAUGAUUCACAUUGGAUUUCUGUUGAGGUUAACUUUCUGCAGGUCUCAUCAAAUCAAUCACUUUUUGUGUGAUGUCCUUCCAUUAUACAGACUCUCUUGUGUGAAUCCCUAUAUCAAUGAAUUGAUGAUAUUCAUCUUCGCAGGGUCAUUUUUAGUCUUCACUAUUACCACAGUAAUAAUGUCUUACCUUUUUAUUCUUUUCACAAUUUUCAAGAUGAAAUCCAAAGAGGGAAAAGGCAAAGCCUUAUCUACAUGUGCGUCCCACUUUCUCUCUGUCUCAAUAUUCUACGGUUCCCUUCUUUUCAUGUAUGUUCGGCCAAAUUCAGGUAAUAAAGAUGAUAAAGAUAUACCUGUUGCUAUUUUUUAUACUCUAGUGAUUCCCUUGUUAAACCAAUUUAUUUAUAGUCUAAGAAAUAAGGAAGUUAUAAAUGUUAUAAAAAAUAUGGAGAAGAAUUUAUAA
Molecule: messenger RNA, 915 nt
Organism: Cervus elaphus (red deer)
Lineage: Eukaryota; Metazoa; Chordata; Mammalia; Artiodactyla; Cervidae
Product: olfactory receptor 5K3-like
Exons: 1
Coding region: 1-915 (304 amino acids)
Biological process (GO): G protein-coupled receptor signaling pathway; sensory perception of smell
Cellular component (GO): membrane
Molecular function (GO): G protein-coupled receptor activity; odorant binding; olfactory receptor activity
Source: RefSeq, a predicted model, not a curated record